AAGGCCUCAGUAAAUAUUUGUUGAAUUGAUGCAGGAAGGCAGUGGUCCUGGAUUGUAAUUGUAUGUCCUCAAAUUUUAAUUUAAUAUACUUUAAAAAUGUAAAGGCUUGGCCAGGCACAGUGGCUCUUGCCUGGAGUUCCAGCAAUCUGGGAGGUUGAGGCAGGUGGAUCACAGGUCAGAAGUUCCAGACCAGUGUAACCAACAUGGAGAAAUCCCGUCUCUACUAAAAAUACAAAUUAGCCAUGGGUGGUGGUGCAUGCCUGUAAUCCCAGCUACUCGUGAGGCUGAGGCAGGAGGAUCACUUGCAGUUGGGAGGUGGAGGUUACAGUGAGCCGAGAUCGCACCAUUGCUCUCCAGCCUGGGCAACAAGAGCAAAACUUCAUCUCAAAAAAAAAAAAAAAAAAUGGUAGAGGCUUGCAGAGUCAGAAGUUGCUGUUUUGUUUUAUAGUGCUGUGUAUGUGUUUCCCUCUACUCUGUAGUUUCCAGAGGCUUAUUAAAAACGGAACUAAAAGAAGUAUGUGGGAUUCUGUUAGGAAAUCAGUUUCAAUCUGUGCUCUUUGGCCGUUGAGUGCUGAGCUUAGAAGCCUGCCAGAUGGGGACAUAAGAACCAAAUCACCUUUGCUUCCCAGUGGGGAACAGGGGCGUAAAUUGGCUGAAUGGGCUUCUGUGGUAAAACUCCUCCAACUUGAGCUUGUGUAAGCCAGGAUCAAAAUACCUGAGACUUGUUGAGACUUGUCUAUACUGUUGAUUAAACUUUCAAACCUGUUUGGGAAGAAGGCUUGGAACAACAGUGGGUUUGGGUCUUGUGCAGUAAAUCCUAUUAAAAAGAAAUAGACAAAAUCUUAAUCAUGUUUAAUUUGUAACAAUAUAGGUAAGACUGUUGGUUGCUGUUGUAAUGAACUUAAAAAAGAAUAGAGAAUGUUUUUUUUCCUUAGAAGUUCCAGGUUUAAUGACGAAACCCUGUCUUACUAAAAAUACAAAAAUUAGCCAGGUGUGUGGCCUGGCGCCUGUAAUCCCAGCUACUCUAGAGGCUGAGGCGGGAGAAUAGCUUGAACCCCAGAGGCGAAGGCUGCAGUGAGCUGAAAUCGCACCACUGCAUUCCAGCCUGGGCCACAGAGCAAGACUGCAUGUCCAAAAAAAAAAGAAGUUCCAAGUUCAAUAUUCUCAACUUUCCCCUCGGGGCUGAGAGCUCCUGGGUGAGGUUUCUAAGUCUCCAUCCUCUCAGAACUCCUAUCUCUAACUUCUUCGUGCAUGAUCGGAGGGGCCUGAAGUCACUGCUGAGUCACAGGAAUAAGCAAGAAGGGAAUGACACACUUCCUGCCACAAGUUCUAGGGAGUUUUUAUGGUUUGUUUUUCUGUUUCUCUUUGAAGAUUCCCUGAAAAGACAGAAGGUUGCCCUAGCUGUCUCCUGAUUAGCAGCCUCUAUUUGUUUAUACAAUUUCAUAGGAUAUCCUCUCUGCUAUACUUGUAACUCACAGGCUUUUUGAAACUUCUUUUCCUUAUCACAACGGUAUUACAUGUUUGCGUAGUGUAUUUAUCUACUACAAUUCGAUCAAUAAAAAAAGAGGUAUUCCUUAUUGUUAUUAAAGAGAAAAAAAUAUAUUGUGAAUAUCAUCAUUUCAGGCUUUUUUCUGUGUGCUUAUAGUUUUCUCUUUAAAAAUUAUAUAUGGCUUAAUAUAAUUUCUUUGCCUUUAUUUAUUGUUUUGUAGCCUUUCUGAAGAGUUCUCAUGUUAUUAAUACUCUGCAAGAUCAGUUUUAAAGAUUGCAUUACUGACCAGGCGCAGUGGCUCACAUCUGUAAUCCUAGCCCUUGGGAGGCUGAGGCAGGAGGAUUGCUUGAGGCCAGCAUUUCAAGAGACCAACCUGGCCAACACAGCGAGAGACUGUCUCUAAAAAAGAAAAAAAAAUUGCAUAUAGAUGUGCCGUAAUUUACUUAAUCAGUCCCCAUGUGGAUAGUAGGGCUCUAAAAGUUUUUAUAUGGGGUCAUUGCUAUAACCCGCAGAGCUUUCUUGCACCACAGCUGUCCACACUUGUCUCUAUUUCACUGGAUGUAUUCCUGUAACUAGCUCAAAGGCCCUGUGGAGUUUUAAAGUUUUUUAUCUUUAUUGUCACUUUGCCUUCCAGAUAUUUGUUCUGUUUUUCAUUUCUGCCAUAUAACAUAAACUCCUUACCAUGUCCUAUAUGGUCUACAUAUUCUGGCCUUUGGCUAACUCCCAACUGCUUCUCAUACCUUUCCUCCCCUUGCUUCUGUCACUGUAGCCCAGCAGCUCCUCUCCUCUCCUUCCCUGAAGCAUGCCAGGCUUGUCCUAUCUCAGGAUGUAGCCCUUGCUCUUUAUACACAUUAUUCCUGUGGCUUUCAGCAAAUACCUCCAAUGCCACUUCUGCUAGAGUGGGCUCUGUCAGAACCCCCUAUUUAUUUUUGCUCUAGCACCUUUCACAGUCCGUCCUUUGUUUAUGUGUGUGCUUACUGGACUGCCACGUCUUUUUCCCAUUGAGGUUAGUUUUGCAAGACAGGCAACCUCAUAUGUUUCAUUUCCCAUGUCCCCAGCAUCUAAGUCAAUGUCUACUAUUCAGUAGGUACUGGGUAAAUGCACGUGGAUUCAUUCAUGCUGAAUGAAUGAAGAAAUCUCCCUGUCAUCUAAGAGUGUGUGGUGUAGUAGGGCUGAUGAACUGUGUAUAGUGAUGGUUACCUCUUGGAGCAAAACAUGGCUAUCUCCUGGAGCAAAAUGUAGGAAAUGCUGUAAGUGUGCAAAUAUCACAGAGAUGCAGGAGUGGGAGCCAGUGACUGGCUACAGUGUCAUGAAAGGGUUCAUCUGAGCGGAGCCUUGGGAGAUUGGCAGUGUUUUGCAGCUGGUGACUAUGGAAAGGACCCAAGGGGCUGAAGAAAGUGGGUAAGCAGAGGCCCAGAGGCAAAACAGUGAAGCACAGCAGGGGCAGGACUGUGGACUGCUUUAAAUCCUGUGUUGACUCAUGGACUCAGACCCCUGAGCAGCAGAGAAGCAUUGCGUGUUCCUCAUCAGAGGGUGACAUGGUGAGUGAGGAUACGGAAGUACUUUUUAAACUAAAUUCUAGGUACACAUGGCGAUGUUAGGGUGAUCAGGCUGUGCUUCAAGAAGAUGUACCAUGAGGACAACUAAGUAAGAGGAGCAGGAAGUUCCAGCCAGAGGAUGAGGCUGAAGGGGGUUGGGAUGAUGGGGCUGUAAGUGAGGAGAAGGCAGAGGAGCGUUUUGGAGCUGGGGAAGAGGGAGAGUGGGACCCACGAUGACACUGAGGUUUUGGUCUGAGUGACUGAUGGGAAGAUGAGAUCUGGAGCCCUAGGACAGAAGCUGUUUUGAAGUAAGAACACUUAUGAAUUUAGUUUUCACUGAAUUAGUAAUCCUCUUCCGGAUUAAACCAGUCCAUGUGCCCUCCUUUAUCCUGAAGGGGCUUGGGUGACAAGAAGAUAGGGAAGGGGAGACGAUAGUAUAAACCACAGGAUGGGGGCUCGAGCUCCCAUGGCCUCUUCUUCCUUUGUAAGAAAAGGACUGCAUUUUUGGAAAGGGGAAAUGGGGCUCCAACUCCUUUCCAGGGGAUGAGAUGUUUCCUGGAAAUGUCUGUUCUCAGGCCCCCAUUGGGAAGGAUUUGCCACCAGCCUUGUUGUUGGGUAAAUUUGUUCAUGUUGUUAGGCUGAGGAGAGUGGGGGCGGAUGUGUGUUGACUGUGGAGCACAUGAACAUGUGGGCUCAGGAUACAAAUGGGAAGAGGCCCAGAACUGGGUGACACAUCAUAUUUUUCCCACAGACAUUCAAAAAUGAUGUGUGCUUUUCUUAGGAGAAAACAUGAAAGGGAAAUUACUCAAGGCAUGUUAUAAUUCUGAUUGCUCUCUAAAUUGAAAAGGUUUUGUUGUUGUUGGUUUGUUUUUGCUUUUUGAGACAGUCUCACUCUGUUGCCCAGGCUGGAGUGCAGUGGUGCGAUCUCUACUCACUGCAAUCUCCACCUCCUGGGCUCAAGCGAUUCUCCUGCCUCAGCCUCCCGAGUGGUUGGGACCACAGGAAGCCACUACUACUCCUGGCUAAUAUUUUUAUUUUUGGUAGAGAUGGGGUUUCACUGUGUUGGCCAGGUUGGUCUCAAAUUCCUGGCCUCAAGUGAUCUGCCCACCUCGGCCUCCCAAAGUGGUGGGAUUACAGGUAUGAGCCACCUUGCCCAGGCUGGAAAGGUUUUUGAAACUUACUUUUCAAAAAAAAAUUGGUUUGAAAAUAGCCACAUGGGUAAAACUACAUAAUGAGAAAGCUCUCUGUCUUCUAGAGAGGGAAUGGAGAAUAGAAGUGCUUGGCUGGCAUUCUUCGGAAUGUUGUCUUUUCAAGAAACCACCUUCUAUUGCCUUAAAAACGAAAGGAGGUUUAACACAAUGCAAAUGGAAAUGAGAAGGGGUGAGGCACGGAUGAGAAGACAGCAGAACUUGGUAAAUGAGUGACCACCCAAACCAAGAGAGAAAUCAGUGACGACUGAGUGACAAGGUUGUGAAGGGAGCCAGAGAGGUUAAAACAGAAAAAAAUAACAGGUUGGUGAUGGAGGGAAGAUGAGAAAUUUAACUUGGGAAAUAUCAUACAUGGCCUUAUUAACCAGAAUUUCUAGAAAUUUACAAAGAAAUUUACCUUACAAUUGGAUAGUUUUUCUUGGCAAAUUGAGAGUUUAAUUAGUUUAGUAUUUUAUUACUAGGGAUCAUGUUCAGUUUUACAUGAGGUUUUGCAAUGGAAUGAUGCUAUAAAAUGUCAGGCCUCUGUUUAUAUUCAGUUCAGUAGAGAAUAAACCACAUUUAAGUGCCAGCAUAUUUAUUGCAGCCAGCACUCAGUGUUUCCUUGCUUUCUAAAUGUUGAUUCUGUGUUUUCAUUGGUAGUGUAGGUGUGAAGAGAGACUUGAGCAUGAAUCAUAGGAAGACAGACGUAGAUGCUCAUUCAGCAGGCCUAGGGCCCAGCGAGUGCCGCAGCUGUGCUGCUCACAGCUAGUGGUGGGAUUCUGGGCAAGUCUUUCAGUCUCCUUGGAUGGCCUUGUUUUCCUUGCUUGUGAAAUGAGGUUAGAUGGUAUCAGCGGUCUUGCCAACACCCAAGUUAUGUGAUUCUGAGAGAAAUUAGAAGACAGUCUUCUUUUUUUUUUGCUUCUAACAAUAACAUUUUUUAUACAAUUUAUACUUAAAACAUAGAAACAAGUACAUGAUAGAAAGGCCUACCUUCCCACGUUUACCUUUUGUGCAGCGCGUUUGGGUGGGCAGCCUGAAUGGCAGCUGUGGUGAUGACAGACGUGAGCGAUCUCUGCCCCAGUGCUGGCCCUCAGCAGCAGUGUGAACAUACACCGCUUAACUCAUCACUCUACCUGGCCUUGGGAUUUAUUUUGCCUUUCUAUUAAAUGUAAAGCUAUUCUUCCUAUUUUCCAUGUAGUCUGUUUUUUGUGCUUUUUGCCUGGUGAAUCAUGGAUGCUUUCGUGAUACGAUAUGAAGACAAAAAAGCCAGCAGAUGUAGGCUCAUAUUCCAGCAUUCUGCUGAACAGAUAUGUUACCUUUAUGGAGCUGGGUUUCCACACCUAUAACCUGAGGAUAACAAUGCCCACUUCCCAGGGUUUUGGCAAGGACUGAAUGGACGACAGUGAGAGCACCAUGCACACUGUGGACAUUUGCAGGUGCUUAGCAGCAGGAUUUCCCCAACCUUGUCUAAACACGGACCAUGCAAGGCCAUGUCUAGACAAGGUUGGGGAAAUCCUGUGCUGUGCAAGGCCUCCUUUAUGUGAGAAGUUGGGUCUGACCAUCCGCCAUCUCUGUUAGAACAUCUGGAAAAUGCUUCUGAGCACAUUGUUUAUCUCACGCACUGCGUCUCCUGGAAUAAUUCCUUCUCAGCCUGCCUUCUUCAUGCUUCACCAAUGACUCCUUCCUCUUCAACGAAGAGGAGAGAGACAGAGAGGAGUAAGUUGAAUAGAGGAGGGGGAAGCUCUGAUUAGGGCUGUGGUGUAGGGAGGCCAUUGAAAGAGUUGGCAUGGGUGUGAUUCAGCAUGGGAGGAGCGUAUGGAGAGAACUGAUGGGAAGAAAGAAAAGUUGAACAGGAAGAAAAUGAAAUUAAUCUUGGCAUUCAUGGCAUUAAGCACUAGGGAUUAGGGAGUAUCCUGGGAAUGCCAAAGCAUAAAGGUCAAGGUGUUUUGUAGACAUUUCCAGUUUUGUCUGAGGCUGUAGAAUUAGAUGAAAUAAACAAAUUAAAGUAUCUUUUUUUUUGCAGGCACAAAAGUCUCACUCUUGUGAUGAUUUUGUUGAAUGUGCUACUAAUAAGGAUGUGGGUAGCUGUGAAGGAAAUAUUUUUCAUGGGGUAUGUGAAAAGCAAUUGAUGAAACUAGGCCAGUGAGAGUGUGUGUGUCUAGAGAUUGUUCUGGGAGGGCAGGGGUUAGGCCUCAUGGCCUCUCCUCUCAGCCCUGCCCUAUUGCGCAGGGCCCUGUUGAAUAUGCUGCUUAACCUUCUACUCUGCCACUCGCUUUGGAAACUGGGAUUGCCACCCACUUUCACUGGGCGUGCGGGGAGUGAAAUGAUUUAAGUGAGAGUCUCUUGCUCUGAGAUGCCAAGAUAAGCCCGAGUACACACACACACGGAAGAGAAGGAUCUGGUUUUCUCAUGGCCACCAUCGUGCAUUUGCAGAGAGAUAGAGAAGAAUACCAGAUAAGACAGCCCCAGACUUCCCUCAUGACAGCUUAUUUGGUAUUAUUGUGACACUCCAGAGUACCUCCAUGACUGACAGUGUCAGUUGCACUCUCAGGGUUUGGGGGUUAGGGGUUGGGGUGCAGAUUAGCUUUUUGCUUCUGCUACAGAGCUCUGCUCACCAAGAAAAAGGCCAAGAGCCACCUGUUUUCCUGAGUGCAAAUUGCCUUUACAAAGCUGGGUCUGGACAGAUUCUUUUGCCACUAGAGGCCACCAGGCAGGGCUGGAAGUCCCAGCUGCCUGCUCUCUCUGCCUUGCCUUGAAGCAUGGGUGAUGCAUCCGUAUUGGGGGACCAUCACAAUGUUGAUCCCUGAGCCUACCUAGAGUGUCUUAAUUCAGGAGUCCUAGGGAAGCAUGGAAAUUCUGUGCAUAGUCAUGUCUACAAAGGCAUCUUUGUAGAGAUUAACUUUUUUUUUAACAUAAGGCUAUUCUGUAAGGUUUGACUGCUUCACAAAUAUUUAUUUGAGAGUCUCCUGGCUCUUUAGCCUCUGUCUGCAACUCUCUUUUCUUCCCAAAUAUAGUAGGAUAUGCAGAAUGCUAACUGCUGGGACUGGUUUAAACAGCACACUUUGAAUAGAUCCAGGGAUAACCUGGGCAUUCUAGUUUCAAGUGAGAGAAGAGGAGUGUCUUAGGGAAAUGCCUGUGCAGAUGCUUUCCUUUUUAUUCUCCUAUUUUUGGAGAACUCUCUCCAAAACGAGUUAUUUCCUGCUGGGUGUGGAGAUGCCUACCAGAUACCUGAGGCUACCAUGUGCAGCCUUCUCUGCCCUUGCCUGGUGUCGGGACCUUGCUGGUACCUCCCUGACUGGGCCUGGAGUGUGCAUAAGGACCCUGCUGUGAUGGUGGGAGUUGUUUUCACAUAGGACUACAGGAGUCUUCCUCCAGCCUUCUCUUCCCCUGGCUUCACUGGACUGCCCCAUCUUCCCCCAGCAGAAAUGGAAAGAGUGGUUCCUGGUGACCACCUAGCCAAGCAGCCACCACUGAGGUCACAUUUUAGGGAAAUGUGAGGGGCCUGUUCCUCUGUUUAGAUGCAGCAUUUCUGUUCUUUGUAACUUACUCUUGGAAUUGCCAGUGAAUCACGGCCUGGGAAGUUCUUGUGAUUUAGAGUCUUGCACUUCCAGGAAGAGUUUUCUCUUGAUGCCUUCUUUGACCCUUAGUCCCUGAUAAAGUUUACAUGGCAUGAAAGGCCAGUCAGAAUUUGGGGGGUUAACACAAAAGAACACAAAAAUAUUGUUUCUAAGUUAUAAAUUGGUAUAAACGUCAUAUCUCUAUGAGUUAGUCACCUGAUAAUGUAGGCCAAAGAAAACAGGAAAUGUAUAGAUAUGUUUGUAAAUUGAUGUUGUUUUGGUAUCUCUUUUGACCUCCUUCCCACAUUAGUAUUUGGCACUUGAUUUUAAUUUAGGUCAAUAAUAAUACUCAUUACUGCUUGAGAACUCUGUGUGCAUCAGGCAAUAUGUUAUUUGCUUCACAUAGUUCUCUUUAAAUCUUAAUAGCAAUUCUGUGAUGUGAUUCUCAUCUUACAGAAGUGCAAAAUUGCUCAGGGCUGUUAAAUAACUUGCAGGUCUACAAACCAGAAAGUGGCAUAAAUAGACUCUGAACCAGGCCUUGGAGAGUGUGUCCAUUACCGUCCAUGUUUUUUGCCAGGUGCCUGGUUCAUUCGAGGUGGAGUGUUAUUGCUACAGAAUAUAGAAAUUAAGUCAAGAAGCUUAUCAUGUAGGGAGAGUAAGAUAGAUAAACAACCGAAGAUAAUACAAGGACAGCUGUGAUAGAUACCAAAAAAGUGUAAGCAAGAAAGGUCCACUGAGGGGCUAAGGGAAGAGGUUGAGAUCAUACACACCUAAUUGGGGUCACCCAGGAAAAGUCUUUUUAGAAGUGGUGCACUUGAGGUGGGCCUCAUAGGACUGGCAGAAUCUUACUUGUGGGGGUGGAUAAGGAAAGAUUUGUGGGUAGCAAUGACUGCCAGAUGCCCAGGUAAAUAAACGGGAUCCUAAAGAAACUAUUAGAUUGUAUAUAUGCAUGUAUGUGUAUGUGUACACAUGUGUAUUGUGUAUGCCUGGAUACACUCACAGUUUUGUUAAUUAUGAAAACCUUCUAUACUCUUCCAAAGCAAAAGACUAAUGACUAAGUAGCAACGUUGUCCAAACUGUGUUCUCUAGUUCUCCUGAGAACAGAAACACCUCUGAGCAAUACUUAAUAGACGUUCGUGUUUAUACAGGUAGGAAUGAGGUGUUUUUUAAAUUUUCUUUUCUUCAGGCAUCUGUGAAUGAGGCCUCUCCCUUUUUGUUGUUUUUUAAGUAUCUGUUUCUAUUUUCUAGCAUGUUGAAACAUUAGACUUCCUGUUUCUGCUUGAUUCUGAAUAUACUCCUGUUUGCUUGUCACAGGUAAUCUUGAGUUUCUAUGUAGCUGUAGUUUACAGGGAGCAAGUGCAGGCAGCAACCAGUCCAUCUCUGUCGUGAAUGUGAAGACCUCUCUGGACUUACAAUUAAAGGCUACAUAAUGCAUUCCACUACAAGUGACGAAACCCAGCUCCCAGAAUAACAAGCAAGACAACUUUUCAAAGUGACUGUUGUUGACCAGUGCCUUCUGUGCAUUUGUAUGGUAAGCUUAAGGUAGAUUUUUCAAAAGGAUAGUGGAAAUUAUUCUGUAUUCUUCUUGAGAAGGACUGAGUCUCCCUGAGGUGAUGCAGGCGCCGUAGCGCACACAUCAACAGGGUGGUCGCGUGCUUUCCUCAAGUCUGUGUGACUCUACUAAGAUACUGUGAAGUUGUCCUUCUAAUUGUAUACAGGGAGAAAAUGCUGAAACUAGUGGCCACAGAUGUCUUUAAUUCCAAAAACCUGGCUGUUCAGGCACAAAAGAAGAUCUUGGGUAAAAUGGUGUCCAAAUCCAUUGCCACCACCUUAAUAGAUGACACGAGCAGUGAGGUGCUGGAUGAGCUCUACAGAGUGACCAGGGAGUACACCCAAAACAAGAAGGAGGCAGAGAAGAUCAUCAAGAACCUCAUCAAGACAGUGAUCAAGCUGGCCAUUCUUUACAGGAAUAAUCAGUUUAAUCAAGAUGAGCUAGCAUUGAUGGAGAAAUUUAAGAAGAAAGUUCAUCAACUUGCUAUGACGGUGGUCAGUUUCCAUCAGGUGGAUUAUACCUUUGACCGGAAUGUGUUAUCCAAGCUGUUAAAUGAAUGCAGAGAGAUGCUACACCAAAUCAUUCAGCGUCACCUCACCGCCAAGUCACACGGACGGGUUAACAAUGUCUUUGAUCAUUUUUCAGAUUGUGAAUUUUUGGCUGCCUUGUAUAAUCCUUUUGGGAAUUUUAAACCCCACUUACAAAAACUUUGUGAUGGUAUCAACAAAAUGUUGGAUGAAGAGAACAUAUGAGCACAUGAGUUAAGAUUGUGACUGAUCAUGAUUUAUUUGAAGAUGGAGCACUGCUGAUUUAUGAAGGAAAAAAGAAUUUUCUAAAGAUUACAUGUAUUUCAGAAAGACUUUGCCCAAUUCAGUUGUCAGACAUAAUGAUUUAUUUGAAGGCUUGUUUUAUUUGAAGAAAAGCAUAUUUCAAAAAACUCUGGUUACAAGCUUCCUAACGGGUAACAGACCAUGGGAGAGAUGUGUGGUUAGGUAAUGCAAAUGUAAUUAUACAAAGAAAAAUAGAUAUGGCUCCAGACCUAAACACUUUUUUAUAGGGCAAUUGUUGUGUUGGUGGCACAUUGGAUAUUUCUAACAUGUACAAACUUACGUAUUUUGAUUUACUUUCAUUUCUUGCUAUGUAUAUGUACUUUUCUUAAAACGCCAAGAACUUUCUCAGGCUAUCAUUGCUCCUUUUGAAACAAUCCAAUUUUCAUGUCUACGGCUGCUUGUUUUGUUAAAAAGAAAAUGGCUUAUCUGAAAUCAGUACUGUGGAAAUUAACUCUAUUAGCUAUUAUGAAUAAUGUCCAAUAUAAGAAUAUGCUUCUGGAAUUGAGUUCUGCUUUUAAGUACCAAUGAUACUUAAGCUUUUCAAAAAUGUAAUGGUGUAUCAUUGCCUUGAAAUGCUUGCUUAGGGCUUCUUUUAUGUUAUCUUAAAAUGUGCUGGUGAAUUCUCCAUUUUUUACAUCCAUUUCACAUGUAAGAGACAAAAAAUCUAGAUUGGUCUUGAUAUUGGGAUAAUAAAAAGUAAGUAGCAUUAAGAAAGGUAAAACAACCUUCAUUUUACAGAUGAACUCAUUAAAACAACGUAGGGGAAUGAGGGGCAAAGGGGAGAAAAUACAUUGCUAAAGAACAUGAGCAUAAAAAUGAGUGCAUUUCAGUGUUUAAGAAGGUUUGAUAAAGAAUGUCACUUUUUUAUUUAACUGAUAAGGUUUUUGUUAUUUUUUACUUUGAUAAGUAAACCAAAAAAUAUUUGCAUUUCAAGCAGUUUGUGUGUCUCUAUAUAAUUUUCUGUGUAUAAAUAAUAAAGUGGGCAUUUGCUUAUUUUGUAAAAAAGAAAUGAAAAUCUGCUGGCCAGCUAUGUCCUCUAGGAAAUGACAGACCCAGCCACCAGCAAUAAAUAUUUGCAUUAUCACUGUGUCUAUGAUUUUUUUUUUUUUUUUGACACAGUGUCUCGCUCUGCUGCCUAGGCUAGAGUGCAGUGGCAUGAUUUUGGCUCACUGCAACCUCCGCCUCCCAGGUUCAAGCGAUUCUCCUGCGCCUGCCUCCCAAGUAGCUGGGAUUGUAGGCAUGCACCACAACACCCAGCUAAUUUUUAUAUUUUUAUUCGAGAUGGGGUUUCACUAUGUUGGCCAGGCUCCUGACCUCCAGUGUUCUGCCCACCUCAGCCUCCCAGAGUGUUGGCGUUACAAGCCUGAGCCAGUGUGCUCGGCCAGUUACUGUGUCUAUGAUUUAGUGUACUCUCUUGCCUUAAAUUUGCCUGCCUCCCAGAAUAUUGACAUUAAAAUAAUAGUUUACCAGGAAAGGUUCCACAACUGAAAAUUCCAGAAGUUGAGAUCUGCUCUAACCCAUGUCAGCCUAGAGGGGGCAGUUUCUCUAACACCCUCAUUUGCUUGGCUAAGAGAAGCAGCAAAGGUGUAGAGUGUCUCCCUGUUUGAUAUUAAAUCCUGACACUAAAAUUUGAACUGAAAGUACCAUUCUCACUUCCUAGAGCCAGUAGAUGGGCAAUAUAUGCUGUAACAAUGUUAUAUGUAAAAUUUCCAGUGCCACAAGAGAAGUAGCACUUGAAUAUAAAUUUCCUUAGCAAGGCAAUUUACUUAGAUCGAAGGGUGCAGCUCACAGAUGGAACAAUGGUGAGUGCACACUUGGACAAGGGAGGGAAAGGGGUACUUAUUCCUGACAGAGGUUGCCCCCACUGCCGUGUUGUUCCCCUACUGGCUAGGAUAAGACUGCAUAGUCUAGACUAAUCCCGAUUGGCUAUUUUAAAGAGAGUCAGGGCAUGAGCCUGAGUGGCAGGGUGUGCAGUUUGUUGGGAAGGACGAUUACAGGCAGAGCAAGUAACCAGGGGUGUCCUAGGUCAAAGCGGGUGACCAGAAUGAGUCAGGACAAAGCAAGGGACUGGGGGAACAGAUGUGAACCUCUGAAUAGAACUGGUGGAAAAGGUUGUUUACUGAAACUACAAGGAAGUUAAACUUUAAUAUGGAGGACAAAGAACGGAACAUACUGACAUACUGAUUCUUUGAAGAGAAACUUGUAUGUCUAACAAUAAUAACACAGUGACUACAGAAUUGACCCCUCUAGCUUCAUAACUUGCUGAGUGGCUUAUAAAUGGAGUUCAGCAGCCGCCUUUGAGCAGCUGUUUUCUUCACAUGUGAAGGCUGAGAGUGUGAUGGAGGGUGAGCUACUGCCUGGAUAUGUUCUUUCUGCAGAUCUUAGCAGAGGUAUGGGAAAUGAAGGGCCUGGCCAGUCGAUGGAUGCUUCUUGCUCAUUCUCUAGCUAUAGACAGGACCAACCAGAGAGAGAAGACAUACAGAGGGAGAAAUCUGGAUCUAUGGGCAUGCUGGAUCAUAGGGUUGUGCCAGCAGCCUAGCAAUCAAAUGUGCAUGGGAUUCAGGGAGCAACGCUUCAUCUCCCACAGAGAAGGCAGUGAGGAGUAGACUGAAGGAGGUAAUCCUGUUUGCUACCAUUUCUCAGCAUUUUCUGGAGGGGCCCCAUCACCUUACCAGUCCUGUGCCUGGAAAGCAUGCCUUGGAAGGAUCGGGUCCAAAGUUAUGAUUAGCAAGUUCAUUUCUAAUACAGUAGGACUCCCCUUGAGCAUUUAGGGUGGCAAGGAAUGUGGGAGCUGGGAAGAAUCCCCAUGUAUUUAGGGUAGAUAAAUCUAACCCAAGUUAAUACUAAUUUGGGCUCCUGUGAACCUUUUUAUAAAAUGGUAUGUCUUCACAUUUUGAAAGGAAAUUGUGUUGUAAUUGAUUUUAUUUUGUGCUGAUGGCUUCUCUGCAAAAAUUAUGAGUGGAUGAUAAUACUAAUGGACAGCUCACACAGUGUUUGUAUUAUGUGCCAGCCACAUUAACUCAUUUAAUUCCUGUCCCAGUCUUCACCAUUUUACAGAGAAGGAAACUAAGGCAAGAGAAGGAAUUUCCUGAGGUCACAGAGAAUAUGUAUAAAACCUUAUUUUCACUUGAAGAUGGUAUGGCUGAAGGCAGUUCUAGGAACAUCCUUGGCUCAGAGAAGUGUGGGCAGUAUGCUGCUGAAAUGGUUCCUCAUAUAGUGACAUUUUAGGCAGUACCUAAGUCAUGAUAGGUCUGGCCUGUUCUCUAAAGAUCUGGGUAGAUUUUGUACAAAGACAUUUUUGAAAGUUUUCAACAUGACUCCUACUUUGGGGGCAUCUUGUGGCUCAGCUUUCUGUCUCUUGAACUUCACUUCAAGGUGCUCACGAUGACUUUGAACAUUGACUUUUGAGGUGCAGUGAGCUCCUCCCCUACAGCAGUCUCUAGUGGCGGUGGGUUCAGAGGACUACAAGGCACUUCAUGUGCAUUCAUCAAGACAGACAAGGAAGCAGCAGUUCAGUACUGUGCUCCCCAGCGUAGGUGUGACAUUGUUUUCAAACUUCAACAUUGUUUUCCAGAUUUGGAGGCUCAAAAUAUUUGAGCAAGUAAGUUAAAAAAUAGCCUUUAUCUGAUUAUUAGGCCUUUCAUGUAAAACUCAAACUUAGUUUAAAAGUAAAGGAUGGGGCGGAUGUAGUGGCUCAUGCCUAUAAUCCCAGGACUUUGGGAGGCCGAGGUGGGCAGAUCUCUGGAGGUCAGGAGUUCAGCACCAGCCUGGCCAAUGUGGUGAAACCCUGUUGCUAGUAAAAGUACAAAAAGUAGCUGGAAGUGGUGGCAGGCAUCUGUAAUCCCAGCUACUCAGGAGGCUGACGGAGGAGAAUUGCUUGAACCUGGGAGGUGGAGGUUGCAGUGAACGAGAUCACACCACUGCACUCCAGCCUGGGCAAGAGUGAAACUCCAUCUCAAAAAAAAAAAAAAGGUAAAGCAUGAGUUAGGGACUUCAGUCAUACAGAAAUAUUGCUUUUUAAACUCUUAUAACAGUAUCCCAUUCACAAUUAUCUGGAAAGUUCUUUUCUUUUUCUCCCACCAUGUGAACACACACACAGACGAGCACACACACACACACACACAGUUUUUAAGCCCCCAAAGGCUUAAAUUAGUACUUUUUGUGGUUUGUACAAUUCAGUUGAAUUAUUACUAAGAAUUCUAAUUUAUCCUUGAGGUAAAGGAGAGUAUAUAAGCAGUUGCAAUUUAGCAUACAAAACCGAUAAAUGGUAAAUAAAAGAAUAUGUUUAUCCAAAUGAUGAAACAUUUGGAGUAAAAAGUGCUAUUCACUUGCUAGGAAAUUCAAAUACUCCAACGAAAACUUAUUUAGCAUGUCAAUAGGAACGAUAUUUACAAUUUUUAGUCAAUCUUGCAUUUCCACACUUGCAUUAUCUAAAUUAGCUGAACUUUUGAGUGUUUUACUUGAUAUAUUGCAUUCCUGAGUAUUAAACGUCUAUGUGAUUUGUUAAAGUCAUAGCAGGUUUUGGUACGCAGUGCUGUUUAUGACAAAAUUUUAUUCUACCUCUGAAGUAAUUAUAUUUUCUGUGAUUCAGAUAAAGACUUUAUUAAAACUCCCUAAUGAAAAUAUUGAAGCAUUAACCAGAAAAUGAGUCAACUUUUUGUUUCCAAAAUGAUACAACAGGAAAAUCUUUAAGUACUUAUGAUCCCAUAUAAUCACCAUCACCACAAAGUAUUAAAAGUCUGUUUUCUCUUUUACUAAGUGUCCUCACAGUCACUUAGGUAUACCCAAAACGAGAAAGAUAUUUUUAUCUCAGGGAAAUUCCAGAAAUGGAAACAUUUUUUUGUGUAAUAUUGAUUCAUUGCUGUCUAGCCAAAGAUGUGUUUUCCACAUAGCAAAGAACAUCAGCCCGUUAUAAGGAACAAGCCAGUCCCAAAUCGUACCAUCUGCUGACAAGUGAGCCGGCAUUCACAAUUAAGAGAAAAACAUCUGUGCUUUGGAAAAUGUUCGAGGAUAAAGAAUCGUGCUCUGUGUCCACCAAAUUUCCAUGAGAUCUUUACAAGAUUAGACAGCCAGUGGAAAAGGCCCCCCUUAUCUUUCUUCAUGGAUGGCUGAGGAAAUUCUCUGCCUCCCCAGCAUCAGCUGCAUAACUAUUUCCACCUCAUGAAAAUGAAGUAGCUGAUCAGGCACUUGGGGUUUGUUCUUAACACAAGAAAGACGAUUUGAUUUUUUAAAGUAUGUUUCGAUUUGUAAAAUGAUCUAAGACAAUAGGCUUCUCUCUACUCUGGCUUUUCCAUUCAAAAGCUUACAGAUGGAUUAAUUCAUUUAAAACUGCCUGAUGUGAAGUUGAAAUACAAGGCAUGGAAAUAAAAACCCAGAGUAUAAUUAGCUAUAUUGUUACCAUUAUCUGAGAUAACUGAUGUUUUAUAAGAGGCUCAGGUUUAAUCUUCCUAAAAAUGGAAUUUUAUCGGGCCAGCAAGAAUGACCACUUAGCCAUGUAAAUGACUUGUCAGCAUCUUUUGCUCCCUUCUAAGACCACUGGUUUUCACUAAAGGAUAAAUACCUGCUAAGCAAAUUAUGAGAUAGUCUAAGACAUUUAAUCUCCCAGAAGAGCACUUGCUGAUAAUUAGAUCAAAGUUCCAGCAUUAUUGCUCUUCCCGAAUCUUGCGGACUUGGUUUCCUCAUGACUGAGGAGUCACAUUUUUAGCUUGCUGAAAUACUCAUUGGAGAACAUGGUGAAAUCCACGAGUGGAAACAUUCCAUAGUAUUUUCAAACGCUAUGUGUCAGGAAUUUGGCAUGCCUUCCUCCGGGAGAUGCACUGGAAGGUGGCCAGGUGGAACCCAGUGGGGUACAGAGGGCAUGUGUGGGAGCAGUCAGGGAACCAGGACGUCCAGCUUCUAUCUGCCAGGGAGCUUGCUCAUGUUGUCUCUGAAAUUUGCAUAAAAGCAAUUACCUCAUUCUCAUUUUAUAGAUAAAAUUUUUUAAAAAUGUAGAAGGCUUCAAAGCCUCCUGAAGUCUAUUCCUAUAUGAGGUAUUGUUUACCAGUGGCCUUUCACUAGUUCCAAAUCAGCAAUGAAAAGAAGCCUGAGUCUAAAAUAAAUGAAGCAACAACUUCAGCAGCCCAAGAGAAUUUUGUUCAAUUCCAGUCUCCUUAAAAAAAAAUUAGUUUUUGCUUUCAAUUUAGGAAAAUUGUUUAGGGUUGAAUUGUUGAAAGUAAUGAUUUCUGGCAGCUACUUAUGUAUAAUUUCUUAAAGAAUUAAAUUCUGUCAUAAAU
Messenger RNA from Callithrix jacchus (white-tufted-ear marmoset), 16425 nucleotides. NCBI's taxonomy places the organism in Eukaryota, Metazoa, Chordata, Mammalia, Primates, Cebidae. The record is from RefSeq and is a predicted model, not a curated record.